This is a messenger RNA of Sabethes cyaneus, 1284 nucleotides long. RefSeq names its product transforming growth factor beta regulator 1. The record is from RefSeq and is a predicted model, not a curated record. Bases 1 to 1176 code for a protein of 391 amino acids. Gene Ontology annotation, biological process: regulation of cell cycle. Gene Ontology annotation, cellular component: nucleus. The transcript is spliced from 2 exons. NCBI's taxonomy places the organism in Eukaryota, Metazoa, Arthropoda, Insecta, Diptera, Culicidae.
AUGAAAAACCUCACGUUGGUAGCAGCAAAUCGACGCGAUUACGUAUAUGUUGGCUUGCUGCAACUGCGAAAAGAAUUUCAUCGGUCGCUGCGACGGAGCAGUGAAAAACGGGUGCUUAGCUGGCUGCUAGGCACAAUGCAGAGCUCAUUUCCGUUUCCCGCGGCUACCCCGAAUCCGGCGGUGAACGAAAAAUACCGGCGCAAGUAUCGACGGCUGAAAAGGAUCAUGAAAAAUUUGAUUUUUGAAAAUGCAGCUUUAUGUGACCAUGUUGCUCAAAUUCAGGAAAAUAUACUGUUAGUAAAAGAGGAACGGAGGUACCUCCUGAAGAAGCUGCUGGAGCAUGAAAAUGAAAUGGAAACACAAUUGGGUAGGCCUUGUAGCAAAUUGAACGAAUUAAUUGCGAAUAGUUUGCCUCCUAAAAGACAGUACAAAAAGCGUGCGACUGCCGACGCUAACGCUGGAGCUGAAACAACCCCCAAGGGUAAAGGACAAACCCGGAAAGCGCGUGCCACCGCAAAUGCAACUGCCGAAAAGAAUACCACAAAGAAAAGUGUACAGAAUAUUUCGCUACGGCAAACAGGUCAUCCGACAUAUCCCCUAACGAUCGCAGGUUUCACAAUUUUCAAUCUAGGUGAAAUUGUCCCAGAACGUGUAGCGUACAACACGGAGUAUACCAUAUACCCGGUUGGAUACACCGUUUCCCGUCCGUAUGGCCAUUUAAAGGAUCCUACCAAGAAAUGCAUUUAUACCUGCCGAGUUGUUGACAGUGGAGAUUGUCCCCGGUUCGAAAUCAUUCCGGAGAACGAUACGGACUUAACGAUAGCAGGCAAUUCCACCGAUGCGUGCCACUCGACUCUGCUGCAGUGUAUAAACGCUUCACUGGACUGCCGCAGCAUCGACGGUCGACCGUCGGGCGAUUGGUUUUUCGGUUUAUCGCAUCCGACCAUCUCCAGCCUGAUACAGAGCUUUCCUGCGUCGAAAAAGUGCGUCAACUACCGUGGCAUCCGGAAGGAGAACUUUGCCAAUAUGGACAAGGAAAACGAUCCGUCGCUCAACUAUGAAGCACUGCAAAGACAUAUCACCAUUUCGGCGUACCACACGGUGCCGGAGAUCAAGGAGGAACCACCGGACGAGCUGCUGGAUCAUUCCGAUGGGAAUUCGUUCUCUUUGUCCUAGAACCUAGAAGCGGGUGGGUGUGUGUUUUAGGAAAUACGAGGACGGUGAUAGUUGAAUGUGCUAAGUCAUGUGCGUUUAAGAAUUCGAAUAAAAGGCAGAAUUUUUUUA